AUGCCAUUAUACUUUGGGCAAAACAGUGCCAUCGCCAACGUAUCUUGGAAUGGAGAGAAUUUCCAAGAAGUAAAAUCAUUUUGUCAUUGGCAUGAAGCAGAGCGAAAUAUAAACCAAAACUCGGUAACACUUUUAGGGGAUGAUGCUAACUUGUAUUUCGCCAAGAAUUAUUUACUGGGAUCACUGGAAUCUACAGUUCCAAUACCCGAGGUUCAAGGCCAGGUUGAACAAAUAGAUACGUUUUUUGAAACAAAUGACUCACAGUUAUAUGACAAAUAUGGUGAAAUGACAAAUAAUGUACAGUACAUUACGCCAUCUUUUGGCCCUGUGUUCAAAGAUCCAGUAAAGAUCAAACCUCAAAAAGAAGCGGAUUCAGCAUUUUUUGAAGGCAAUGCGACAGAACAAAUUGCUUCGCAAUGCUCUCCCCCGGCUUAUUCGCAACUCUCACAUGUGGCUCAACUAUAUAAUGACCCUAGGGUAUCGGGCACGCUUUCUCAAAAGCAGACGAAAAGGGGAAGUUAUCGGUGUUCCCACUGUUCAGAUAAUUUCCCAACAAUACUAAUGUUUGCCGCGCAUUUAGAUAAAUUCAACCUUAGAAGACCGUACACAUGCCCAAUAAAGCAGUGCCCUUGGAAAAUAUUAGGAUUUCUGCAAGCAACAGGUUUAAGAAGACACUGUGCAUCUCAGCAUAGAGGAGAGCUUGAUGUAGAGAUGGAGAAAUCGCUAAAUUUGAGGGUGGAAAAGUAUCCAGGGCUCAGUUGUCCAUUUUCUAUUUGCCAGAAAACAUUUAAGAGGAAGGAUGCCUAUAAGAGGCAUGUAGCCAUGGUGCAUAAUAAUGCCGAUUCGAGGUUCAAUAAGCGUUUGAAAAAAAUUAUGAACAGCAUCUCCAACAAUAAAAGUAAAUAG
Molecule: messenger RNA, 906 nt
Organism: Saccharomyces eubayanus
Lineage: Eukaryota; Fungi; Ascomycota; Saccharomycetes; Saccharomycetales; Saccharomycetaceae
Gene: RME1
Product: Rme1p
Exons: 1
Coding region: 1-906 (301 amino acids)
Source: RefSeq, a predicted model, not a curated record